This is a messenger RNA of Chironomus riparius, 1441 nucleotides long. The record is from the annotation of a GenBank genome assembly. NCBI's taxonomy places the organism in Eukaryota, Metazoa, Arthropoda, Insecta, Diptera, Chironomidae.
AAGGAAGUGAAAAAAUGCGUGAAGGAAAAGAAAAGCUCUGUCAAAUUUAAUUAUAAUGAAUGCAUUAAUGGAAAAGUAUAUUAUUUGUGCUCGAAAAGAAUAGACAGUAAUAUUUAAUAAAUUUAUAUAAGCUAUAACUGAAAGAAAAAACACCAGAAAACGACGAAAAUUGAUAAGCUUUCCCUUACUCUAUCGAUAAUAAAUCUUCAUCUACAGCGAACGAAUGAAACGUCGAGAAGUGGAAAUUGAGCGAAAAACUGAAGACUGAAACUGAAAAGCCAUUAAAUUAAAAACAUCAGUACAGCGUAAUUUGAUAAAGUAGAAAAAGUGAAGGAAAAAAAGAGAGAUAAAAAAAGAGACGAAAAUCUAAACAUUUGCAAGAUCAUGGAUAUGUUUCAACACAACUCCUACGGCUUUGUUAUACUUCUCUCCAUUAUACUUAUUCAAGAUGUUACUGAAAGUUUACGUUUAACUGAAGUGAGAAUUCCUAAUCAUGUUAUAAGAAAUAACACUGUUAGAUUAGAAUGCCACUUUGAUAUGAAUGGAGAAGCAUUAUAUUCAGUAAAAUGGUAUAAAGAUGGAUACGAGUUUUAUCGAUACGUGCCACGAGAUCAUCCUCCUGCUCAAGUUUUUAUGCAAAAUGGAAUUUAUGUUAACCUUCACAACUCAUCCGAUAAUCAAGUUGUUUUAGAGAACGUUACGCUCGCUUCUACUGGUCGGUACCGAUGUGAAAUAUCUGGAGAAGCUCCCUCUUUUACAACUGUUUCUGAUCAUGGUGAUAUGAUUGUUGUUGCAACACCGGAUCAUGGUCCAGUCAUCACAGGAGGUAAAGCACGCUAUCAAAUUGGCGAUAUGGUGAGGCUUAAUUGCACAUCGGGGAGAUCCAAGCCAGCAGCACACUUACAAUGGUUCAUAAACGGUGAACCUGCCGAUCCGAUUCUUACACGCCAAUUUGAAACGCUAGUAACAGGACGGGAAGGCUUAGAGACGACAACAUUGGGUCUAGAGUUUCGUGUACGUCAGCGACAUUUCAAAAAAGGCGAUAUGAAAUUAAAAUGCCUAGCUACCAUAGCUUCAAUCUAUUGGAAAAGUAAUGAAGAAAGCGUUGAAGGUGAUAGACCUCUAAGAACUCCUUAUUCAAGUCCGAUUGAAUCGAGAGAAUCCGUUCCACCAAGCAGUUCGAAGGCUGAUCGUGUUCAAGCGUCAAACAGCUCAAAAAAUACAUCAAUUUUUAUAAACAGUGAAAUAAUUAAAACGUUAUUAUUCAUAAUUUCAUCAACAUUCUUUAGGUAACUAUUUUAAUAUCAACAUUUUUAUCCUUAUAUGUAUCUCCAAUAAAAACGGAACCGAGAUACAUUUUUUAAAUAAAAUUUCAUUAUCGGAUGAUCACACAUAUCAUCUAUAAAAGGGAAGAAAUGAAAUUUUUUAAUCGCCAUCCAAU